AAGCUACUCCAUAUCUUUGCAUUAUACCUAGGUGGUAAUCAAAUUGGUAUAUGUCGAGAUUCACUUCGAAAUACCAUCUCUUCACCAACCGCCACCACUAUACCAAUCCGCCAUGAAGACCACUCUGUCAUGGCUCCUCUACGCCACUGCGGUAUCAGCCGCGUCGCAUAACCAUCACAUACACACCAACAGAGACGCAGCCAUCGAUACCUCUACCAUACAAGGCAAAUGGCUCUUCGGUUACCAAGGCUGGUUCCGCAAACCCGGCGCUGGUGUUAACAACCACUGGUCCGUCGAUGGCAAUACGCCGGGACCCAAUAACAUUGAGAUUGACUUCAUCCCCGACGUCAGCCAAUACCCAGCCAACUGUCUCUUCAACACUCAGCUCACACUACCAAAUGGCCAACCAGCCCCAUUCUAUGACAGCUCUUGCGAGGGUGUCGUCGACCUGCACUUUAAGUGGAUGCAGCAGUACGGCAUUGACGGCGUGAUUGUACAAAGAUUUAUACAGUCCGUCAGCGACCAGUCCUUUAUCACAGUCCUCAACCAAGUCCAAGCAGCGGCUGAAAAGUAUGGCCUCGGCUUCAUCGUCGAAUACGACGUCUCUGGCGCCGACUCGUCUCAAGGCAGCGUCGCCACGGCAGUCCUAAACGACUACAACGCCAACAUCAAGAAAUACACCACAUCUUCAGCCUACAUCCACCAAAACGGCAAGCCAGUCACCAUGGUCUUUGGAAUCGGCUUCUCUGGAUUCAAAGUCACUGCUGCCGACAGUGUCAACAUUGCCUCUCAGCUCCAGGCUGCCGGCUUGUACGUCGGCUUCGGCGUGCCUGAGCAGUGGUCCGGCGACGUCACCGGCAACACAGGCUUCUUCCAGGCUUAUAAGAAAGCAGACUUCAUCAGCCCUUGGACCGUUGGAGGCUAUAGCGAUGCCGGCUAUGCAGGAUUCCACACCUCUGUCCAGGUCCCGGACGCACAGUUGUUGAAGUCUCUCGGCAAGCAGUACGCCCCAGUUGUUUUCCCCGGCACCUCUGCCUACCAUCUCAACGGCGGGACCAACCCAUCAGCAUUCGACUACUUCCCACGAUACAACGGCUCUUUCUACUCUGCACAAGCUGAUGCUUUGACCACCAUGGCCAACAAGCCUCUAUUCAUCUUCAGUGCCAUGUUCGACGAAGUCAACGAAGGUACUCAAAUCAUGCCGUCUCUCAAGACCAACCAGCUGCCCACCAACCAGAAGUUUGUGGGCUACGACAAUGAUUUCGCCGACACAAGCUUCUACCUGGAGCUAGCUGGAAAGAAGGCUGCUGCCUUCCACGCUGCAGUGUAAUCAAGGAGGACACGACGACAAGAUAAAAUAAAUAUAUUACGUCGUUCGAUCUAGAGUAUGUAUCAACGAAAUGAAAUGAGUAACGAAAUGG
Trichoderma asperellum CBS 433.97 is the source of this 1421-nucleotide messenger RNA. RefSeq lists its product as uncharacterized. NCBI's taxonomy places the organism in Eukaryota, Fungi, Ascomycota, Sordariomycetes, Hypocreales, Hypocreaceae. The record is from RefSeq and is a predicted model, not a curated record.